ACCAGUGCUAGGGAAGCUGUCCUGCCCCACUCAGCCAGUCUGCCUAGCCUCAUGUCUUGUUGGGACUGUAUAAUUGUGUUGUUAAAUAUUGUUGCAGUGGAUGGCAGUGCAGGGUGAAGUGCGCAACAUGGCACCCGACCAGUGCCAGGGAAGCUGUCCUGCCCCGCUCAGCCAGUCUGCCUAGCCUCAUGUCUCGUUGGGACUGUCCCCACUGCCGACUGUCCAACUCAAGUGUAUCCAGUCGCUGCGCGGCGUGUGGCGUCGACACUAUGGCAGCGGAGACGCAGCAGCAGCCUUGGCCUGUGUCCAACAUUAACGUGCUCAUCGAUGAGCCACAGAACCGCUCACCCAAGCGACAGAGCCCCUCCAUGUACGAACGAGUGAAGUCCAAGGUGAGCAGGUCACUCUCCAACGGCGGUGUAGUGCACAGGCGGCUCACCGAUGGUAGAACCAGGCCCAGCAGCCUGAUCAUGGAGUCGAGUGGUGUCAGUUGGAACGUGAACAACAUCGGAGACAAGAACUCCUGGUCGUGUGUGAGGUGUACACUGGUCAACCUCAAUCAUGUGGACAGAUGUGCCGUGUGUGAGAUGCCGCGGAAAGCCAACAUUCCCGGAACAUACAGCACUCUACCGAGGUCUGGAGUCGUUAUUACCAUUCCGGAUUGGAGUACAGGAUCCAUCGGAUCUCACAGGAACCUGCCGAGCACUCCAGUUAAGGGAAUUGUAACCUUGGGGGCCCAAGAAACAGAAUCUAGUCCAGCGAAUAGUUUAUGGAUCAAACCUAUUUAUCGUAGAUCAUUCUCGGAGGUACUACCGUCAGAUUCGCCUUUAGAUAAUAAGACCAAUAGAAGAAGUUUAGUAGAAACGGAUGCUCAAGGGAAUUUGCAACAAACACCUCUGAGACAAAUUAAUAAUCUCAAUUUGAAACUGACUCCAAUACAUAGAUCUCCUAGUACUACAAGAUAUUCUUAUAUUGGAAUAUCGGAAACCGGCUGUAAACGUAUUUCAACAGGACCAAUUGUGGUAGAUCUGACUGAUAAAAAGACACAAUUUUUAGAGAAUCUCGGUGCAAAAAACUUUGAGAGAAUGUGGACUUGUAUUAAAUGCUCCUACGCUUAUAAUCCUAUCUGGUCAGAAGCUUGUGAUAUUUGUAACUCUACGAGAAGCCCACCGAGUCUAACAGAACCGAGUCUCAUAACUGUUACUAAAGACAGUGUCCGAUAUACUCCACCCAAAGAUGGAGAAGGCUUGGAGAAUGGACCGGAAAAUGGGCCGGAGAACCAUCUCCAACAGGAUCUAGAAGAUGAUUUUCAAUUUUUGCCUGGAGAAAACGCAGAAGACUGGACCUGCAAGAAGUGUACUCUAGUCAACUCCGGUAGUGAGAUGGCCUGUGUGGUGUGUGGUGGGUCAAAGCUACGCAGUAUAACUUUAGUGAGAGACAUGACUCUCCGUAAGGGUGAGUUCUGGACCUGUCCUCAGUGCACUCUGAAGAAUCCUCUAGCGACUCAGAACUGUCAAGUCUGCAAAACAGCCAACAAACCGCAGAGAUUGCUUGAAGUACCUACCUCAAAAAAUGUUCCAAGAAGUCCAUCUCCGAGGCAUGGUCAGAAGUCGAAGUCCAACAUUGCCAACCCUGCACUAGGUGCUAUACCCAAGCAGCGACAGGCUCGUAAGAAUGGUACACCGAGGAGCAGUGCUCAUGUGCGACACAGUCGAUCGGGUGUGAUUGGCAGUUACACGAAUGGUCCGGUCACAAAUGAGCUGUCGGUGAUUCCAGCUCAAGUCGGUGCUCGAAGCCCCUCCGGCUCAUGGCAUUGUGUUCAUUGUACGUUUGAAAACCGCACAGCAUCAGUGGCAUGUGAGAUGUGCCAGAGUUCCCGCAGUCUGUCGGCAUCUGUGUCUCCGGUGCCUCCUGGAACUCCCGUGUCCUCAUCUCCUGCCCCUGCAGAGACACCCCCUGCCAAGGUGCAGACUGUCAGACAGGAGAGUGAACUGAUGGAAGAUCUGCGCCACAUAGAAGAACGGGAAGCACUGGAGAAAUGGAAAAGGAUUGUCCAAUAUUGUAAAGAGAACAAUGAGCCGUUUGUUGAUGAUUCAUUCCCGCCUGCACCCAAGUCUCUCUACUACAAUCCUGGGGAAAGCAAGGAUCAGAAUCAUGUAGUACAGUGGCUCCGGCCACACCAGAUCAACACCGAGGGUGACAGCAAGCUCAAGUGGGCGAUAUUCCGCACCCCUCUGCCUUCAGACAUAUCUCAAGGGGUGCUGGGUAACUGCUGGCUGCUUAGUGCCCUAGCAGUGUUAGCUGAGAGGGAGGAUCUGGUGAAGAAAGUGAUGGUAAUGCGGGACUACUGUCACCAAGGGGCCUACCAGGUGCGACUCUGCAAGGACGGCAAGUGGACCACUGUGCUGGUGGAUGACCUGCUGCCUUGCGACAAACGUGGUCACCUCGUCUACUCUCAGGCGAAGAGAAAACAGUUAUGGGUGCCUUUAAUAGAGAAAGCUGUGGCUAAAAUCCAUGGGUGCUACGAAGCGUUGGUCUCCGGGCGUGCCAUAGAGGGGUUGGCUACUCUCACAGAAAGUCCCUGCAAGAGUGUGCCACUACAGCCAAGCUCUCUACCGUCAGAGGAUGAACUGGACAAGGACCUGAUCUGGGCACAGUUGCUCAGCUCUAGACUGGCCAGGUUCCUGAUGGGGGCAUCCUGUGGCGGGGGCAACAUGAAGGUGGACGAGGAGGAGUUACCAACGGAAGGGGGCUGCGGCCCAG
Homalodisca vitripennis (glassy-winged sharpshooter) is the source of this 2763-nucleotide messenger RNA. Its product is annotated as calpain-D-like. The annotation marks the transcript as partial. The record is from RefSeq and is a predicted model, not a curated record. Gene Ontology annotation, cellular component: cytoplasm. Lineage: Eukaryota; Metazoa; Arthropoda; Insecta; Hemiptera; Cicadellidae. Gene Ontology annotation, biological process: proteolysis. Gene Ontology annotation, molecular function: calcium-dependent cysteine-type endopeptidase activity. The transcript is spliced from 7 exons.